This is a messenger RNA of Colletes gigas, 2736 nucleotides long. It is a transcript of the gene simj, whose product is annotated as transcriptional repressor p66-beta. Gene Ontology annotation, cellular component: NuRD complex. Bases 487 to 2391 code for a protein of 634 amino acids. Gene Ontology annotation, biological process: negative regulation of transcription by RNA polymerase II. The record is from RefSeq and is a predicted model, not a curated record. NCBI's taxonomy places the organism in Eukaryota, Metazoa, Arthropoda, Insecta, Hymenoptera, Colletidae. The transcript is spliced from 9 exons.
ACCCGGACGGUACGUUGUUCUCUCGUGGACGGUGAUUCGUUUGGUUAUAUGUGUACAUAUAUAUAAUGGUAAACGCGAUGCGCGUGUAUGCCGUAAGAAAAAGGUUCACGGAAACAUGCGGAAAUCGUGCGUGCACGGUCGCGAGGCGGUGAAGUGUGCUCGCGAUAGGGAGGGAAGCGAGAAGUGUACGCGUACACUGACUACGGUACGUGGUGUGCGCCAUGUCAUUGUACGUAAGCGAUAGUAUAGAGUGUAAUAUAUCGUAGUGGAGUGGAAGUGAAGUGGAGUGGAAAGCGAACCGGCUGCCUUGCCUGCCUAACUGUCUGCCUAACUGCGUGUGCCUGCUGCCUGGUUGUCUGCCUAUCCGCUUGCCUGCCCGUUCAUGUCCGCUUUGUGUAAUUGAUUUGUAUGCCGAACCGAUUUACACAAAUUCGGGCCAGCUUUCCGAUUGACUGACCUCCUCUCAGAGUUGUCGCAUUUGAAAGAAUGGAAGCCAUGGAUUUGGACGGAGAUGCGGUGGUGGACUUGAGUGUUAGCAGUGGUAGAAGAAAUUCACCAUCGAUCACUGUUAACUCUGGCGAUGCAGGGGUACCGUUAGAUCUAGGUCUUCAUUUCUCUUCGAGUCCUAAUCUAGAUAACAACAUGCCAGAAGCACGUAAUAUUCAAAAUGCAGCGAGGGGGAUCCUGGCCCCCAAAUCUGGAGAUGACAGGAAAACACGCCGAAAUCUUAGACCUAGAAUUGAAAUAAGUUAUGCGGAGAGUCCAGAUGAACGUAGGAUAAAUGGCUACGUGAAUGGAAAUGCAGACAGUGAUGAAGGUGAUAUGCCACCUCUGCCCCCAAUAAAGGAACUGUCGUCCGAUGAAUUAGCUGAACGUGAAAGAACACUUAGGAAAUUAUCGGAGGAACUUAGAUCUGAGGAAAUGAAGCUGGUAUUGCUGAAAAAAUUACGGCAAUCGCAACAAUUGAAAGAAAACAUUGCUGCUGUACCAAAAGUACCCAGCAAAUUACCACCACCAGUCACGGUACAACAAGCAACCCAUAGUCAUAGGAUUGUAAAAGCACCACCGCCGUUACUUAGGGGACAGCCUGCACCAAGCAGGAGCAGUAUACAUGCUCCACCACCUGGAAUGUUAUUACCACCUACAGCUGCUCGAAGUUCUUCUUCCAGUACUGGAAUACUACCUAAUAUGAUCAUACCACAACCACCACAUCCUAGGAGCAGGCCACCUAGUGCAACACCAAAUGUAUCGAAUUAUCAUGCACCUGCAGACAGAACUGAGAGGUCGACGAAAGAUCCAACCCCGACUCCAGCGCAUCAAGUAAGUAAGCUGCUUGUUGGAUCUCAAGAAAAUAAAACCACCGCAUCCUUAAGCACACCUGUGAUUUCAGAGCAGGAAAGACCAAGGGACGAUAAUCAGACGCCUGCACAACGUCAGGCGGCUGCUAAAUUGGCUUUGAGAAAGCAACUCGAAAAGACGUUGCUGCAGAUACCACCCCCAAAACCACCACCGCCGGAGAUGCACUUUGUUCCAAAUCCCUCCAAUACGGAGUUCAUAUAUUUGGUGGGUUUGGAACAUGUGGUUGACUUUAUUACUAAAGAGCCAGCUAUUCCACCACCUCCGGAACCAUUCGAGUGUACCCAAUGUAAAACGGACUUCACACCUGUGUGGAAGUGGGAGAAGCCUAUCACCGGUGGCAAGAAAGAAGGCCCAAGAGGACAGCAUGCAACUUUCCAGAGACCUCCGGCAGGUCGCGAUCCUAGAGUCAUAUGUGAACAUUGUGUAACAACUAACGUUAAGAAAGCUCUAAAAGCAGAGCACACUAAUCGGUUAAAAACAGCGUUCGUGAAGGCACUACAGCAGGAACAAGAGAUAGAACAAAGGCUGGCACAAGCUGCAUGCCCAAGUCCAGAUCCACCAGCUCCAAAACCAGUUCCUAAAGCAGCUACUCCUACGAGGAGAGUAGCUACACCACCAGCCCCUCCACCCCAAGUACCACCAGCACCUACGCUGGCACCAACGCCACCAGCACCUAAACUACAAGAACAUCCUUUGGUUAAAUUGGCUGAAAGCGGGAAGUUCAGCCCUCACCAUGCUGCUGCUGCAGCUGCUUUGCAGCAACAGUUGCUUAGAGAGUUGGCAAAGAAUCCUGUACCGGGUUUGCCGCCUCAUCAACCUCUUCCUGCUCAUAUGAUGCCACCGUUUACCUCGAUAUUGUAUCCGUACCAGCUAGCAAUGGCGCAGGCUGGCGGGAAAGGUCUCGCAGAAUUACAACGACAAGCGGCAGAUUUGCAACGCCAAUAUUUGCUUGACAUGAUUCCGUCGCAAGCAUCUCAGGCGCAGGGCAAUCAAGCUCCACCGCGAGCCCACCCGCACAAUUGGAAAACGUAACCAGACGCAUUUAAAGAUCGAACAGUAAAUGCAAAUAAAUAAAACUGCAGAGCUGUGUUAGAGAAUAUAGAGAAUCAAGACACUCUCGUAUUCUUUUUCCACGACAUCGUACUAAAAGGAUUUAAUGGUGCGCGACAGUCACACCUUCCAUACACUUAAAAUAAUGUACCAAUCGAUUGGAUUGGUAUCUUUAUUGCAAAGUGAAGCUCAAACCGGAAUAACGGACAACAGACAAUUCUUGUAAUAUUACGAAGAGGAAACCCAACCAUCAUUUGUGAAUAUGCAUUGACGUGUGAGUGUGAUGUUAUUGUUACCCGGAGGUUCAAGGUUUAAUUGCCUCUCUGA